Messenger RNA from Amphimedon queenslandica, 1520 nucleotides. Its product is annotated as ankyrin repeat domain-containing protein 50-like. Gene Ontology annotation, molecular function: protein binding. Lineage: Eukaryota; Metazoa; Porifera; Demospongiae; Haplosclerida; Niphatidae. The transcript has a single exon. The record is from RefSeq and is a predicted model, not a curated record. The coding region runs from base 90 to 860 and encodes 256 amino acids.
GCAUUAAUGGGCAUUUAGAGGUAGUUAAAUUACUGUUAAAAGAGAUUCGUAAUUUUAACCAUCAACAAGAAACUGGAGAAACUAUCUUAAUGAUAGCAUGUGAAUGCGGUCACAAGGAUAUUAUACUAACAUUGCUGGAGAAUGGGGCAGAUCCUAGUAUUUGUGAUAAUGAUGGCAACAAUGCAUUACACUAUGCAUUACUUACUAGCAGCAGUGAGGAUAAUACAAUAGACAUCAUACAAACAUUGCUGUCAUGGCAUGUAAAUGUUAAUGCCCAGAAUAAGAAAAAAGUGACACCACUAAUGAUUGCCAGUGAUAAAGGAUACACUGAAGUUUUAUUAUUGUUAUUAGAGGAAGCUGAUCCUAAUAUCACUGACAGUAAAGGUGACACUGCAUUGAUGCGUGCUAGUGCAAAUGGAAAAAGUGAAGCAGUUGCACUUUUAUUAAUGACAUAUAAUGCCAAUCCAUCAGUUACUAAUUAUUAUGGUUCGACUGCACUCUGUCAUGCUGCAAAUAAUGGGCACAUUGAAGUAAUUACUGUCCUUUUAAGUAAUUAUAAUCCUAAUCAAGAAGAAAUGGAGAAGGCAGUAACUGCAGCUUGUUAUGGAGGACAUAAAAACUUGAUUAAGUUGUUGGUUGAUAAAAUUAAUCUAACAAAAUAUCAACAAGACAUAUUUACUGCUUGUGUGUCGGACAAUGUAGAGUAUAUAAUCAAUCAAAUAUCAAGUGACCUCAGUAGGCCAUUGAUACAAUCCACCAAUCUAACUCCUCUCAUGAUAGCUUCUUCCUGUGGCAGUGACGAAGUAGUACAAACAUUACUACUAGAUCUAUUUGAUUCUGAUGUUAACAAAACAAGAUAACUUUUUAAAACUCUCUCCUCUUUCAUAUGCAAUAUCAGGUAGCAAGUCAAUUUCAGUUGUUCGGUACCUACUAAAUAAUGAUGCUGAUGUCAAUGUUAUUAGUAAAGAGCAGAUGACACCAUUAGAUAUUGCUAGAGUCAAUAAGUUAAAUGAUAUAGUUCAAUUAUUGGAAAAUAAUGGUGGGAAAACAUAUUCGUCACUCAUGAAAAUCAAAGUUGAAGAAAUUAAAGAACAAUUAAGAACAAAGCUAAAGGUUGAACGUCUGCAAGCAGAAUUGUUUAAAAAAAAUUAUCGAAUGCAGGCAAAUUCUACUGCUGCCAGUGAAACAGAAUCUUUCCACCAACCAUUUACCAGUAUACCAACCCUACCCACUGACAGUAAAAGGGCAUUUGACUUUCAUAGACAAUCAUAUAUUCCAAUCUCUGCACCCGCAUAACUAUUAUACUCUAUGCACAUACCAACUCGAUCUCACUUUUUCUCCCUAACCUCACUCUCCCCUUCUUCUGCCUUUCCGUGAACAUUGCUAAAUGUAGUCUAUAAGAGCUGAUAUUUUGCUGACAUAAUAAAAAAGUAAUGAUAUUUAGUCAUAGUUUUUAAAUAACAUUAUUAUCUUUAGUUGCUGUUUUUUGUUUAUCAUAAAAUUUUAAUAAAUCCACAAAC